CGCAAAAAAUCUUACGACCGCGACUCUCCCAAACCAUCAACCAGAGAUAAAGAUACCAAGGAACGACAUAGAUCAUCGGCCAGAAAGACAACCACUCGCCGACGCAGUGACGCAAGCAGGGAAUAUAGCCCUUCACGACCCGAUAGAUCCACCUUGUCAGAACGCUCGUCAAAGAAAGUCACCAUGUCGAUACCGGAGAUGGAGCGUCGUUCGUCAAUCGGCGACAAGCGGCCGCAGUCGUAUCCGAACUUCUCCAAAGCACACAGCAGAGAAGCUGUCGCCCCAGGCUCGGAACCCGCCAUCGAUAGUCAACGACCUCGCACUCCAGCAGAUAUGCCACACAGCCCGAGCCCUCCCCUUGCCGCUGACGACGCAGACCUUCGACGAGCAAAAAGUGGGAACAAUAUGAGGAGUCACGCGGACAGAGUCAAGUCCGAGGCUGGUCUUAAUUCUAGAAGAAGUAUGGACAAUGGCCUGCGUGUGAACAUGACAGGCUCUGCAGCGAGUAGUCGCCGUCCUUCUCCCUCGAGCGUCUCCGAGACAUCUGCGCCAAGCACUGGUUCGACCAAGUACAACAAGGCCCCUUCUCAGCCCACCUCAACUGUCAGCCAGACUACUAUAGACUCCCAGGCAACAUCCAUUGCUCCUGAACGCAAACCACCAGCCAGACCUCCGCCGGUCUCUGUUGCACAACACUGUUCUCCUCAAUCACGACCCGACUCAUCACCACGUACCCCAACCCCACAAGAUCCUGCUUUCCCUUCUUACGGUCAACAACCGAAGUCCACUCCCGGCAUCGAUGUCUUCCCUGGUGGCUACUCUCCUCGGUCCACUCAUCCAGACUCCGUCGCUAUGCCUCCCCCACCACCACCUCCGCCAAUGGUCUUUUCUCAAGAUAGCCCUCGUGUCGACUAUUUGCUGCAAAAUGGGGGAUUGCCGUACCUCAUCUCAAAAUCUAUCGUUCCACCUGCUCAUGAUCAACCUGUUCAAUCCUACGCUCAGUAUCAAUCACCUCGCAUACCUUCCGCAAUCGAUGCCCAGCACAUCUUUGCUCCCGUGAGCGGACGACUCGAAGAUAUUGGCAAGGUUCUGUCAAAAAGUGGGUCACUGGCUGUUGCAACAGGGUAUCGCUCAGUCGCUAGGAGACUGCUGGACCGUCUCGAGGCAGUAUUUGCUCGCAGCAUCUCGCACGAGCGGUGUAGAUGCGUUUUGUGCCUGAGAACUGCUCAAACAACUCUGUCCGACGACGAGGAUACUGGAAUCAGUUGGGGCGAGAUUUUGGAGUAUGUUGCUGGCCGUAGAGAGCUUCCUCAGUGGCCCCCUUUCUCUCUGUCCCCUGACACGCCGGGGUUCAGCCUUUCGGGUGUCGAACCAAUGCAAAAACUCGAUCCCGAUGUACCGGAAGAAUAUCGUGCUCACUACAUCAAGCAAAAUGCAAAGACUAAGCGAUCUGUUCAAGACUGGCUUGGUCGACAACCAGAUGCUCCAUCUAGCCCUCCACAGGAGGUUGACGACGAGACUCUGACUUUUGCUAUGCUCACACACAUUGAACCUGAACGGAGACCGCUUUUCACAGCUCUUAUGAAGGGUCUCUCGACUGUGCCUUCUUCCAGAGCGCCGACACCCGCUAAUGAGCCCAAAAAUGAAGUUUUGGCCAAGACUGCUACCGCUCUACAACGUCUAUAUCGUCUACCACACCUACCACGAGAUCCAGAGUGCACCAUUUACUUACUCAACAAUCUUCAUUUGCAUAGUAUGCUUGCCACGCUGGCCGCAGUGAGUGCUGGCGAGUGGGAUAUUCUGGUGUCUGGUCGAUUCGAUGGUUUCUUAUGGAGCGGAGCAGAGACAGUACCACCUUCUGUGGCUUAUGGGUCGACGAUGGCGCCCAUGUCUAGAACAACGACCCCUUUUAGCGGAGGCUUGCCAUCUCGCAACACAACUCCCUUCUCACCACUGCGAAAUGUCAUGUCUCCGGACCACACAGCAAACAUGUUUCCUUCUCGUGGCACGACGCCCGCUCCUGGUAUGCCUGGCGGUGCUCCAGCGCCUGUUCAGAUGGAUGAAGAGACCGAGAUUGCCGUUUUGGCCCAGAUGGAGCGCGAGAUCUACCGCGGCAUGGAAGCAUUGGAAGAUCAAUUUGAAGUUCUGCACAGGCAAGCCGAGACUGUCAGACAAAGACUACGCGAGCGGAGUGCUGGACUUGCAAUGGCCGCCAAAGCACGCAGAGGCUCCAUGGCGUCCGACAUUGGUGUGAGAAUUGGCACGCCUGGCGGGCCAUGGGAUGACGAGCAGCAGUCUAUCUUUGAUGACGGAAGAUCGGAGUUAGCACCUGACGACUCUGCCAGCAACAUUGACUUUGGAAGGAAGAGAAGGUCAAAGCGUCACGACCGUCGGACACCUGCUGUACCAGAGGAGAACGAGGACGUCGAGCGCGACUCUGGCAAGAGACGAAGAUGA
Aureobasidium melanogenum CBS 110374 is the source of this 2457-nucleotide messenger RNA. RefSeq lists its product as uncharacterized. The annotation marks the transcript as partial. Gene Ontology annotation, cellular component: nucleus. The transcript has a single exon. Gene Ontology annotation, molecular function: DNA binding. The record is from RefSeq and is a predicted model, not a curated record. Lineage: Eukaryota; Fungi; Ascomycota; Dothideomycetes; Dothideales; Saccotheciaceae.